Molecule: messenger RNA, 2157 nt
Organism: Mizuhopecten yessoensis (Yesso scallop)
Lineage: Eukaryota; Metazoa; Mollusca; Bivalvia; Pectinida; Pectinidae
Product: 2-acylglycerol O-acyltransferase 1-like
Exons: 5
Coding region: 293-1318 (341 amino acids)
Biological process (GO): triglyceride biosynthetic process
Cellular component (GO): endoplasmic reticulum membrane
Molecular function (GO): diacylglycerol O-acyltransferase activity
Source: RefSeq, a predicted model, not a curated record
UGUGUCGCCGAGAGAUGAUAAGUACCUCGGACUUUUAACUCGGGUAAAGUCUCCAACUAAAAGGAGGGUAGGGCGAGUUCACUCUCUGGUCACUAUACUGUAUCGACACCUUAGCUACUGUGGCGUGCUACCACUAAGUACAAGGAGAAUGGUGUAAAUUGUGCAGACUGUCUGGAAAAAAUAAGUCUAGGUCACCCGUAUUUUAUCUAAGACGAGGAACGGUAAACACAGGAAGUAUUGUGUGCCUGCGCGCGACAUAUAAAAUAAUUUCGGAUUAGAAACAGAUUCAGCCAUGGUGAAGAUUUUUGGUAUAGAGUUUGCUCCCCUGAGAGUUCCGUUUAAGCGGCGUAUAGAGACCCUGGCUGUGGCCCAGUACACCCUAUGUUUCCUGUUCCUGGGUUUCAGCUGUCUCUUCGCCAGUGUUUACAUCCUCUUCUUCACACAGUACUACUAUCUCCUGCUUUUAUACCUUGUGUGGAUGUAUUACGACCGGGAUAUCGCAGAGCGUGGAGGUCGAAGGUCAGAUUGGGUGAGGAGUUGGAGAAUCUGGGAACAUUUAAAGGACUAUUUUCCAGCCAAAUUAGUCAAAACAGCUGAAUUAAACCCAGAAAAAAAUUACAUUUUAGGAUUUCAUCCUCACGGUAUUAUGAGUACAAGUGCUUUCGUCCAUUUCGCCUCGGAAGGUUCUGGCUGGAGCAAAAUGUUUCCUGGAAUCACUUCAUUCCUGUUAGUCCUCAAGGGUCACUUCAUGUUUCCAGUGUACAGGGACUACUUAAUGUUGUCAGGAACUGUGGCGGUCACUAAAAGCAGUAUGAACUUCCUGAUGCGAGAGAACGGGACCGGCAACGCGCUAGUUCUGGUCGUCGGUGGAGCCCUUGAAGCACUGGAAGCGUUCCCAGGCAGAUUUAACCUUAAACUAAACAAACGCAAGGGCUUCAUCAAGUUGGCCCUGGAAACGGGGACAUCCCUGGUACCAACCUUCUCUUUUGGCGAGCUUAAUCUGUAUCAACAGAUGGAAAAUCCUCCCGGCUCCUUCCUCCGUCGCCUCCAGAAUAUCAUGACUAGUUAUUUUGGGUUCUCUCCCCCUAUCUUCCAUGGACGUGGUGUUUUCAACUACACAUACGGACUCAUUCCCUAUCGUCAACCGAUCAAUACAGUCAUUGGGGCUCCAAUUGACGUGGAGAUGGUGGAUCAGCCCAAUCAGUCUCAGAUUGACCAACUUCACGCUAAGUACCUGGCAGCUCUUAGGCAACUCUUCGACACUCACAAAGAAAAGUAUGGUGUGGAUCCGUCCAAUGAACUUCAUUUCAUGGAUUAAGCUCAAUUCAUUACAAAUACAAGUUCAAUAAUCCAAAAACUUUAUUUCCAAGCAAUUUAGACACUUUUUAUAGUGAUAAUUCUUUGUUUUCUUUUCACUAGAAACCUUAUUCUAAUAUGCUCAUGCAGUUGCAGUAUGGUUCAUAAUUACCAUAAAAAGAUGAUUAUCUUAAUCAAAAAGCAUAUUGAGAUAUCAGGGUAUGUGGUAAUUUUCAUUGAUUAAAGGGUAAUUUACAAGAAAAUGGGUCUAUUAAAAAAAACAAUGGAAAAAAUAUGUUGUUCAUCAUUGAAGAUUCCAUUACGCAUUGCAUCCGAAAAAUGGUGUUUUAAAUUGUCACAAAAGUGAUUGUUACUGGUUUUCCGCUUUUUAACAAGAAAUAUUUUUAUUCUAUGACUUAUUUACAAGUUAACUUAGUUAAAAUAUUGUCACCUCGGAUACCGGCCAAGAUUACUGAGGUGAACACUGUCAAUACUGAUAUCUUGUCAGAAGGCCUGUCUCAGUUAUUUUUCAGCAAUACUCCUAGACCAGCUGUAAUAAAUAUUUUAUCAUGAUGGAAGUAUUGAUUUAUGACAAAAAUCUUGCCAUGCUCCAACUGAUAAUUAUUGAAAUGGGGUGUAUGUUAUGAACAGACUAUAUUUGUCUUUGUAUAUUUUUGUUUUGUUUGGAUUCAAAUAUAAUUCAUUUAGUUUAUUUUCUUAAAUAUGGUUAAUUUGAUUUUUUUUGUUUUUUUCCUUUUGCAACAUAAUACAAUGGUAGCAUUCAUGACAUAAAUAUAGGAUCUUACAUGAGUUUCCAUUUCAUAUGAGAUUUAUGAAAUGAGUCUAAGAAUUUUUCAAUAA